GAGCAGUGUAAUGCAUAUGUUUUUACUCAAUUAAUAUGAUUGCACCAUUUCAAGCUGCACCAUGGCACAAGUAACUCUCCUGGUGUGUCUACUUUUGAUAAAAUAUUUGAUACAAAUUCAAGCAAAUUGCAACUUUGACAAAAGAAACAUCUGCAACUUUCAACAUGGCCCUGGAAACUUUAAUUGGACAGUUAAAAAAGGUUCAACACCUAGCUAUGGAACAGGCCCCAGUAAAGAUACAAGUGGAUCAGGUUACUAUCUCUACCUCGAAACAUCAAGUCCGCGUCAAUAUGGAGAUAAAGCAACUGUUUUAACACCAUACUUAUAUGGUGAACAAUGUAUGAAGUUUGCCUAUCAUAUGUACGGCAGCAGUAUUGGUUCUCUCAACAUUUACGCUGGUAGUCAAAUGAUUUUUAAGAAAUCAGGAAAUCAAGGCAACAAAUGGGUGUUUGUGGAACAAUUCAUUCGUCUGAAUGGAAGUUAUAUGGUAAAAUUUGAAGGUGUUCGUGGUCUUAGUUACCAAGGUGACAUUGCAAUCGAUGCAAUUAGUUUUACACCAGGCGGAUGUUCUUUGAAAACACCAAAGCCGACAUUACAAUCGACCCAAACAACGACAAAACCUUCUUUGGCACAAACAGCAAACUGCAGUUUUGAUAAUGGAAACAUCUGCAACUUUCGUAAUGGAGCGGGGGAAUUCAAUUGGAAAGUUUACAGAGGUUCAACACCUAGUUGGCAAACAGGUCCCAGCAAUGACGCAAGUGGAUCUGGUUACUAUCUCUACAUUGAAACAUCAAGUCCACGUCAAUACGGAGAUAAAGCAACUGUUUUAACACCAUACCUAAAUGGUGAACAAUGUAUGAAGUUUGCCUACCAUAUGUACGGUAGAAGUAUUGGUUCUCUCAACAUUUACGCUGGUAGUCAAAUGAUUUUUAAGAAAUCAGGAAAUCAAGGCAACACAUGGGUGUUUGUGGAACAAUUCAUUCGUCUGAAUGGAAGUUAUAUGGUAAAAUUUGAAGGUGUUCGUGGUCUUAGUUACCAAGGUGACAUUGCAAUCGAUGCAAUCAGUUUUACACCAGGCAGAUGUUCUUUGAAAACACCAAAGCCAACAAUACAAUCGACCCAAACACCGACAAAACCCUCUUUCGUACAAACAGCAAACUGCAGUUUUGAUAAUGGAAAUAUCUGCAACUUUCGUUAUGGAGCGGGGGCAUUUAAUUGGACAGUUUACAGAGGUUCUACACUUAGUUGGAAUACAGGUCCCAGCAAUGACACUAGUGGAUAUGGUUACUAUCUCUACAUUGAAACAUCAAGUCCACGUCAAUACGGAGAUAAAGCAACUGUUUUAACACCAUACCUAAAUGGUGAACAAUGUAUGAAGUUUGCCUACCAUAUGUACGGUAGAAGUAUUGGUUCUCUCAACAUUUACGCUGGUAGUCAAAUGAUUUUUAAGAAAUCAGGAAAUCAAGGCAACAAAUGGGUGUUUGUGGAACAAUUCAUUCGUCUGAAUGGAAGUUAUAUGGUAAAAUUUGAAGGUGUUCGUGGUCUUAGUUACCAAGGUGACAUUGCAAUCGAUGCAAUUAGUUUUACACCAGGCAGAUGUUCUUUGAAAACACCAAAGCCGACAUUACAAUCGACCCAAACACCGACAAAACCCUCUUUGGCACAAACAGCAAACUGCAGUUUUGAUAAUGGAAAUAUCUGCAACUUUCGUUAUGGAGCGGGGGCAUUUAAUUGGACAGUUUACAGAGGUUCUACACUUAGUUGGAAUACAGGUCCCAGCAAUGACACUAGUGGAUAUGGUUACUAUCUCUACAUUGAAACAUCAAGUCCACGUCAAUACGGAGAUAAAGCAACUGUUUUAACACCAUACCUAAAUGGUGAACAAUGUAUGAAGUUUGCCUACCAUAUGUACGGUAGAAGUAUUGGUUCUCUCAACAUUUACGCUGGUAGUCAAAUGAUUUUUAAUAAAUCAGGAAAUCAAGGCAACAAAUGGGUGUUUGUGGAACAAUUCAUUCGUCUGAAUGGAAGUUAUAUGGUAAAAUUUGAAGGUGUUCGCGGUCUUAGUUACCAAGGUGACAUUGCAAUCGAUGCAAUUAGUUUUACACCAGGCAGAUGUUCUUUGAAAACACCAAAGCCGACAUUACAAUCGACCCAAACACCGACAAAACCUUCUUUGGCACAAACAGCAAACUGCAGUUUUGAUAAUGGAAAUAUCUGCAACUUUCGUUAUGGAGCGGGGGCAUUUAAUUGGACAGUUUACAGAGGUUCUACACUUAGUUGGAAUACAGGUCCCAGCAAUGACACUAGUGGAUUUGGUUACUAUCUCUACAUUGAAACAUCAAGUCCACGUCAAUACGGAGAUAAAGCAACUGUUUUAACACCAUACCUAAAUGGUGAACAAUGUAUGAAGUUUGCCUACCAUAUGUACGGUAGAAGUAUUGGUUCUCUCAACAUUUACGCUGGUAGUCAAAUGAUUUUUAAUAAAUCAGGAAAUCAAGGCAACAAAUGGGUGUUUGUGGAACAAUUCAUUCGUCUGAAUGGAAGUUAUAUGGUAAAAUUUGAAGGUGUUCGUGGUCUUAGUUACCAAGGUGACAUUGCAAUCGAUGCAAUUAGUUUUACACCAGGCAGAUGUUCUUUGAAAACACCAAAGCCGACAUUACAAUCGACCCAAACACCGACAAAACCUUCUUUGGCACAAACAGCAAACUGCAGUUUUGAUAAUGGAAAUAUCUGCAACUUUCGUUAUGGAGCGGGGGCAUUUAAUUGGACAGUUUACAGAGGUUCUACACUUAGUUGGAAUACAGGUCCCAGCAAUGACACUAGUGGAUAUGGUUACUAUCUCUACAUUGAAACAUCAAGUCCACGUCAAUACGGAGAUAAAGCAACUGUUUUAACACCAUACCUAAAUGGUGAACAAUGUAUGAAGUUUGCCUACCAUAUGUACGGUAGAAGUAUUGGUUCUCUCAACAUUUACGCUGGUAGUCAAAUGAUUUUUAAUAAAUCAGGAAAUCAAGGCAACAAAUGGGUGUUUGUGGAACAAUUCAUUCGUCUGAAUGGAAGUUAUAUGGUAAAAUUUGAAGGUGUUCGUGGUCUUAGUUACCAAGGUGACAUUGCAAUCGAUGCAAUUAGUUUUACACCAGGCAGAUGUUCUUUGAAAACACCAAAGCCGACAUUACAAUCGACCCAAACACCGACAAAACCUUCUUUGGUACAAACAGCAAACUGCAGUUUUGAUAAUGGAAACAUCUGCAACUUUCGUAAUGGAGCGGGUCCCAGCAAUGACACAAGUGGAUCUGGUUACUAUCUCUACAUUGAAACAUCAAGUCCACGUCAAUACGGAGAUAAAGCAACUGUUUUAACACCAUACCUAAAUGGUGAACAAUGUAUGAAGUUUGCCUACCAUAUGUACGGUAGAAGUAUUGGUUCUCUCAACAUUUACGCUGGUAGUCAAAUGAUUUUUAAUAAAUCAGGAAAUCAAGGCAACAAAUGGGUGUUUGUGGAACAAUUCAUUCGUCUGAAUGGAAGUUAUAUGGUAAAAUUUGAAGGUGUUCGUGGUCUUAGUUACCAAGGUGACAUUGCAAUCGAUGCAAUCAGCUUUACACCAGGCAGAUGUUCUUUGAAAACACCAAAGCCAACAAUACAAUCGACCCAAACACCGACAAAACCUUCUUUGGUACAAACAGCAAACUGCAGUUUUGAUAAUGGAAACAUCUGCAACUUUCGUAAUGGAGCGGGGGAAUUCAAUUGGAAAGUUUACAGAGGUUCAACACCUAGUUGGCAAACAGGUCCCAGCAAUGACGCAAGUGGAUCUGGUUACUAUCUCUACAUUGAAGCGUCAAGUCCGCGUCAAUAUGGAGAUAAAGCAACUGUUUUAACACCAUACUUAAAUGGUGAACAAUGUAUGAAGUUUGCCUAUCAUAUGUACGGCAGCAGUAUUGGUUCUCUCAAGAUUUACGCUGGUAGUCAAAUGAUUUUUAACCAAUCAGGAAAUCAAGAAGAUAUUUGGGUGUUUGUGGAACAAUUCAUUCAUUUAAAUGGAAGUUAUAUGGUAAAAUUUGAAGGAGUUCGUGGCCUUAGUUACCAAGGCGACAUUGCUAUUGACGCAAUUAGUUUUAAACCGGGCAGAUGCUCUUCAAAAACACCUAAGCCAACAACAGCAACAACAAAAAACCCGGCAACCUCAUUGGCAGAGACAGUUCAAUGCAAUUUUGACAAUGGUACGAUGUGCUUAUUUAUAAACGCAAAGAAUGAUGAAUUUGAUUGGACAUUGCAAAAUGGAAAAACAGCAAGUGACAAUACUGGACCUUUAGCAGACGUGUCUGGAUACGGUUACUACAUCUAUAGUGAAGCAUCAAACCCUAGAAAACCGGGUGAUAAAGCAAAUCUUGUUAGUCCAAAGCUCAAGAGUGGUCAGUGGUGUUUAACAUUCUCCUACCAUAUGUUUGGUAGUGAUAUUGGAAAACUAAAUGUUCAUAAUGACAACAUGGGUGAUUGGCAAAUGAUUUUUACGAAAUCUGGUAAUCAAGGAAACCAAUGGAAAAGAGCAGAAAUUGACGUAAAUCUUCUAAACAGCUCUUCUAUAAUAUUUAGCACCACGCGAGGAAAUGGUUGGCAAGGAGACAUUGCUUUGGAUGAGAUCUCUUUAAGUUAUAACAAAUGCCCAACUACGCCAACACUUCCACCAGGAUCAUGUGGACAAAAAGGACCAGGUCUAAGUGACAUAGCCAAGAUCGUCGGAGGCCAAAACGCCCGUCCGGGUGAAUGGCCAUGGCAGGUCGCUCUUGUGAAAAAAACCUUCUUGACCUGCGGUGGUGCUUUGGUAUCCAAUCAGUACAUUGUCACAGCAGCUCAUUGUGUCAAGGCUUCUGAUUGGAGUCGAGUAAAGGUAAGACUAGGGGAGUACAACACAUACUUUCGAGAAAGACAUGAACACGACAUGGACAUAAUGAUAAAUGGAAUCACAAUUCAUCCUCAGUACAGAAAAAAAACAUUUGAUUAUGAUAUUGCAAUUAUUAAACUGAAGAAAUCAGUUAGUUUCACAACAAGAAUAAAACCCGUCUGCCUAAAUACAGGAAUCGAUUUUACAGGACAAAGAUGUUACAUUACUGGUUGGGGAAAACUUCGAAGUGGAGGAUCGACACCAAAGAUCUUGCAAGAAGCUCAAGUUCCCAUUGUGACAAUAGAAGAAUGCAAAAGAAUUUACAAAAGCAAGAUAACAGAUAGAAUGUUAUGUGCAGGACUUGCCAAUGGAGGUGUUGACACAUGUGCGGGAGACAGUGGAGGUCCACUGGUCUGUGAGCACCGUGAUGGUUCAUGGUAUCUAACUGGUAUCACUAGCUGGGGACGAGGUUGCGCUAAAUAUUACGGAGUCUACACUCAUGUUGCUAAUCUUUAUUCCUGGAUUACACAAAUUACUGGACUUUAGACUCCUUUAAUUUGAAUAACUUUAAAUGGUAAAAGAUCUACACUUUAAGCAAAGACGAAUAUCAAACUGCAAUUAAAAAACGUUGAACAAAAUUAAUGUGAUUUAUUUCUAUUACAAUUGUGCUUUUUGGUUAAUAAUAAUAAUAUUUAUGAAGUAUAUGAAUUAUUUGCAGAAUUUUCUGUAUUUUCUGUAAUAUAUAUUAAUAUAUCUGGAA
Messenger RNA from Xenia sp. Carnegie-2017, 5639 nucleotides. RefSeq names its product MAM and LDL-receptor class A domain-containing protein 1-like. NCBI's taxonomy places the organism in Eukaryota, Metazoa, Cnidaria, Anthozoa, Malacalcyonacea, Xeniidae. Gene Ontology annotation, biological process: proteolysis. Gene Ontology annotation, cellular component: membrane. Gene Ontology annotation, molecular function: serine-type endopeptidase activity. The record is from RefSeq and is a predicted model, not a curated record. The coding region runs from base 62 to 5425 and encodes 1787 amino acids. The transcript is spliced from 32 exons.